This is a messenger RNA of Charadrius vociferus (killdeer), 16338 nucleotides long. Its product is annotated as neuroblast differentiation-associated protein AHNAK-like. Gene Ontology annotation, cellular component: cytoplasm; nucleus; costamere. Lineage: Eukaryota; Metazoa; Chordata; Aves; Charadriiformes; Charadriidae. Gene Ontology annotation, molecular function: protein binding. Gene Ontology annotation, biological process: regulation of RNA splicing. The record is from RefSeq and is a predicted model, not a curated record.
AUGGAGAAGGAGGAGGAGACCCGGGAGAUCCUGCUCCCCAACUGGCAAGGCAGCGGCUCCCACGGCAUCACCAUCGACCAGACGGACGAUGGGGUCUUCAUCAAACAAGUGCAGCAAAACUCCCCAGCCGCCAAGAUGGGCGUCGUGAAGGAAGGGGAUCAGAUCGUGAGUGCCACCGUCUACUUUGACAACCUGCAAUCCGGGGAAGUCACGCAGCUGCUCAACAGCAUGGGCCACCACACGGUGGGUUUGCGCUUGCAACGGAAAGGGGACAAGUCUCCACUGCCGGGACAGUCAUGGUCACACGACGUGUUUGCAGCCAGCAGCCCAGAAGUUGUUCUGAGCGGGGACGACGAGGAGUACAGGAGGAUUUACACAACAAAAAUCAAACCCCGUCUGAAGUCGGAGGAGGUGUUGGAAGCAGAGUGUGGUGGAACGCAGAGCAGGACCAUCACGGUCACCAGAAAAGUGACGGCGUACACCGUGGAUGUCAGUAGGCAUGACGGAGCAAAAGACAUGGAGGUCGUCGGCCCAGACUUUAAAAUCCGGAUCCCAACGCAGGAGAUCACCUACGGGAUGAAAACUGAGGGCGAAGCAGAACUUGGGACAACCGUGAUCAAAACGGCACCGGGGGAUCUGCCUGGGAGAAGCACCCAAGCCCCAGACUGGAGCGUGGACAUCAGAGGGGCACCUCCUGGCCCAACGGUUGAGUCUUCUGCCCAGCAGUUGGAUGUCCACCUCGGCAAGGCUCAGCUCGGAAAGGCCGGGAUAACCGUGUCGGGAACGCAAGUGAUGGGCGUUGACCUGAGGACUCAGAUGGACCCUCAACUGCCGGAGAGCCAAGUUCCUGGUGGGGAAACUGGAAAAUCUGUUACGCUGGAGAUGCCCGGAGGGCACGUUUCUGGCACGGCGUCCCUGGGCUCGCCCAGAAUCGAAGCAAAUGGACAGAUGGGAAACCUGGACGCAGGUUUUCACGUCAAGGGGCCCAGGUUGGACGGCAAAGGACUUGUUUCGGGCAUGGACGUCCCAGGGGGGACGCUGUCACGCGCCGACGCUUCCGCUCCGUGUCUUCAGGGAGAUAUCAAAGGCCCCGGUGUUGACAUUUCUUUACCGGCGAUGGAAAAUCCAGCUGUCGACGUGGGCAAAAUCAAGAUUCCCGUUUUGAAAAUGCCCAAAUUUGGGUUCCCGACGGCGGGAUCCGGCGCCGACGCUUACACCCCGCAGGUGGGCACCGACCUUCCUGCCCCGAAGCCGCAGGCUCCGUCCGUGGAUGUUGCCGCCUCCUCUGUCCACGUCACGGGACCCGAAAUUUCAGCUCCUUCGGUUCGAGUCCCAAAGCCGCAGGUGGAGGUGGGGCUGAAGGGCGCUGUGAAGGUCCCCGGCCCAGAACUGGAGGUCCCUGGCGUGGGUAUCAAAGGACCCUGCGUAGAGCUCCCGGCUUCCGAUGUCCACGGUGGCAAGGGAACACUCAAAAUGCCCCACAUGACCUUGCCAAAAUUCACUGCCUUGGACUCGCAAGGUGAAGGUCCCGUGGUGGAAAUGGUGCUCCCAAAAGGCGAGGUGGGACCGGCAGCGUCCGAGGUCAAUGUUGGCGUUCCCGAUGUGGCCAUCAAAGGAGAAUGGAAAGGCCCCAAGUUCAAGAAGGUCGAAACGCCCCAAAUCUCUCUGUCGGAUGUAAACCUGAACCUGAAGGGCCCUCAGGUAAAGGGAGAUACGGGUGUGACGGUCCCCAGAGUGGAAGGGGAUGUUAAAGGACUUGGCUCUAAGGGUCUCAAGAUGGACGUAAAGGCUCCUGAUGUUGAAUUUGGAAAGGUCAAAGGCCCCAAAGUUACGAUGCCGGAGGUAUGUGUCAAGACCCCCCAGAUAUCCAUGCCUGACAUCGACCUGAACCUGAAAGGCCCCAAAGUGAAAGGAGACCUGGAUGUUUCUGCCCCAAAACUGGAAGGGGAGCUGAAAGCACCCGGACUUGACAUCAAAGGCCCCAAAGUUGACCUUGAAGCACCAGACGUGGACAUCCACGGGCCAGAGGGCAAACUGAAGAUACCGAAGCUGAAAAUGCCCAAGUUUGGGGUGCCUGGCCUGAAGGGAGAGGGCCCUGAUGUCAACGUGAUGCUUCCAAAGGGUACGGUGGACAUUUCUGGUCCUAAGUUAGAUAUUGACAUGCCGAGCGUGGACAUCAAAGGGCCAGAAGGAACACUCAAGGGUCCCAAGGUCUCUGUGCCAGAGGUUGACCUGAACCUGAAAGGCCCCAAAGUGAAGGGGAACCUGGAUGUUUCCAUUCCCACCGUAGGAGCUGAUUUGAAGGGCCCUGAACUGGAGCUCAAAGGCCCCAAAGUUGACAUUGGAGCACCAGACGUGGACAUCCACGGGCCAGAGGGCAAACUGAAGAUACCGAAGCUGAAAAUGCCCAAGUUUGGGGUACCCGGCCUGAAGGGAGAGGGGCCUGACGUCGAUGUGACACUUCCAAAGGGUACGGUGGACAUUUCUGGUCCUAAGUUAGAUAUUGACAUGCCGAGCGUGGACAUCAAAGGGCCAGAAGGAACACUCAAGGGCCCCAAGGUGAAGAUGCCAGAGAUGCACAUCACAGCUCCAAAGGUCUCUAUGCCGGAUGUUGAUCUGAACCUGAAAGGCCCCAAAGUGAAGGGGGACCUGGAUGUUUCCAUUCCCACUGGAGGAGCUGAUUUGAAGGGUCCUGAACUGGAGCUCAAAGGCCCCAAAGUUGACAUUGGAGCACCAGACGUGGACAUCCACGGGCCAGAGGGCAAACUGAAGAUACCGAAGCUGAAAAUGCCCAAGUUUGGGGUGCCUGGCCUGAAGGGAGAGGGCCCUGAUGUCGACGUGACACUUCCAAAGGGCGAGGUGGACAUUUCUGGUCCCAAGGUAGAUAUUGACCUGCCAAGUGUGGACAUGAAAGGGCCGGAAGGAAAGCUGAAGGGCCCUAAGGUGAAGAUGCCUGACAUGAGCUUCAAGACCCCCCAGAUAUCCAUGCCUGACAUCGACCUGAACCUGAAAGGCCCCAAAGUGAAAGGAGACCUGGAUAUUUCUGCCCCAAAACUGGAAGGGGAGCUGAAAGCACCCGGACUUGACAUCAAAGGCCCCAAAGUUGACCUUGAAGCACCAGACGUGGACAUCCACGGGCCAGAGGGCAAACUGAAGAUACCGAAGCUGAAAAUGCCCAAGUUUGGGGUGCCUGGCCUGAAGGGAGAGGGCCCUGAUGUCGACGUGACGCUUCCGAAGGGCGAGGUGGACAUUUCUGGUCCCAAGGUAGAUAUUGACGUGCCGAGCGUGGACAUUGAAGGGCCAGAAGGAAAAGGAAAAGGUCUCAAAUUUAAAAUGCCCGAACUAAACAUUCAGACACCAAAACUGUCCAUGCCAGACGUAGAUCUCGGUUUGAAGGGCCCCAAACUGAAAGGAGAUGCAGAGAUCUCUGGUCUGAAGGCCUCUGGAGAUCUGAAAGGCCCCAAAAUAGAUGUAGAAGGUCCCAAAGUGGACGUUGAGGUGCCUGAGGUAGACUUGGAAUGUCCAGAAGGGAAAAUAAAAGGCCCCAAAUUUAAGAUGCCCAAGCUUAAUAUCAAGGCACCCAAACUAUCCAUGCCUGACGUAGAUUUGAACUUAAAGGGACAUAAAACGAAAGGAGAGAUGGAUAUUGCGGCUCCUAAGAUAGAAGGUGAUUUGAAAGGGCCCGAAAUAGACAUUAAGGGACCGAAAAUUGAUGUCGAGGUCCCAGACGUCAACCUGGAGUGUCCAGAAGCCAAACUGAAAGCGCCGAAAGUUAAAUUGCCUCAUUUUAACGUGUCCGGCCCAAAGUUUGAGGGAGCCGAUAUAGAUGUCAACCUGCCAAAAGGCGAGCUAGAUAUUUCGGGGCCAGAGGCAGAUAUCGAAGCGCCAGAGCUGGACGUGGCGGGACCAGAAGGAAAAUGGAAAGGCCCCAAGUUCAGGAUGCCGAAACUGAAUAUCAAAACACCUAAACUAUCCAUGCCGGAUGUAGAUUUGCACCUGAAGGGACCCAAAGCGAAAGGAGAGAUGGAUAUUGCGGCUCCCAAGAUAGAAGGGGAUUUGAAAGGGCCAGAACUAGACAUUAAGGGGCCUCAAGUAGAUGUUGAAGGACCAAAUAUUGAUUUGGAGUGUCCCGAAGGGAAGCUGAAAGGCCCCAAGUUCAAGAUGCCGGACAUGCACAUCAAAGCCCCCAAGAUCUCCAUGCCCGAUGUUGACUUCAAUCUGAAGGGCCCCAAAGUGAAGGGGGAUGUGGACGUGUCUGUCCCCAAGCUGGAGGGUGACCUGAAGAGCCCCGAGGUGGACAUCAAAGGUCCCAAAGUCGACAUUGAGGCACCUGAUGUGGACGUUCAUGGCCCAGAGGGAAAAUUCAAAAUGCCCAAGUUCAAGAUGCCCAAAUUCGGGAUGCCUGGCUUCAAAGCAGAAGGCCCAGAGGUGGACGUGAACCUGCCCACAGGAAACCUGGAUGUUUCUGGUCCCAAGGUGGAUAUUGAAGGUCCAGAGGUGGACAUUGAAGGGCCAGAGGGGAAGGUGAAGGGCCCCAAGUUCAAGAUGCCCGAGAUGCACAUCAAGGCACACAAAAUCUCCAUGCCCGAUGUUGACCUGAAUCUAAAGGCCCCAAAGCUGAAGGGUGGUGUGGACGUGUCUGUCCCCAAGCUGGAGGGUGACCUGAAGGGCCCCGAGGUGGACAUCAAAGGCCCCAAAGUCGAUGUUGACCUUCCUGACGUUGAGCUGGAAGGGCCAGAGGGGAAGCUGAAGGGCCCCAAGUUCAAGAUGCCGGACAUGCACAUCAAGGCCCCCAAGUUCUCCAUGCCCGACGUCGACUUCAAUCUGAAGGGCCCCAAAGUGAAGGGGGAUGUGGACGUGUCUGUCCCCAAGCUGGAGGGUGACCUGAAGGGUCCUGAGGUUGACAUCAAGGGUCCCAAAGUUGACAUUGAGGCACCUGACGUGGACAUUCACGGCCCAGAGGGAAAAUUCAAAAUGCCCAAGUUCAAGAUGCCCAAAUUUGGCAUGCCGGGGCUGAAAGGAGAAGGCCCUGAAGUUGAUGUCAACCUCCCAAAAGCGGACAUUGAUGUUUCUGUCCCAAAGGUAGAUAUCGAGUUGCCCAGUGCGGACAUUGAAUGUCCUGAAGGAAAAGUUAAAGGUCCCAAAUUUAAGAUGCCCGAUAUGCACAUCAAAGCCCCCAAGAUCUCCAUGCCUGACAUUGACUUGAACCUGAAAGGCCCCAAAGUGAAGGGAGGGGCUGACGUUUCUGUGCCAAAAUUAGAGGGUGACUUGAAAGGACCCGAUGUGAACAUUAAAGGUCCGAAGUUGGAUGUCGAUGUUCCUGAUAUUGAUGUUGAAGGUCCUGAGGGAAAAUGGAAAGGACCCAAGAUAAAAAUGCCGGAUAUGCACAUUAAAGCACCGAAACUUUCUAUGCCUGAUGUAGACCUCAACUUGAAAGGUCCCAAAGUGAAAGGAGAAAUGGACGUUUCUGUGCCGAAAAUAGAGGGCGAUGUGAAAGUGCCGGAUCUGGAACUUAAAGGGCCCAAAGUGGACAUAGACGUUCCUGACGUUGACCUUGAAGGCCCCGAAGGCAAGGUAAAGGGUCCCAAAUUUAAGAUGCCCGACAUGCAUUUCAAAGCCCCCAAGAUCUCCAUGCCCGACUUUGAUCUCAACCUCAAAGGCCCCAAAGGGAAGGGGGAUGUGGACGUUUCUCUCCCCAAAAUUGAGGGUGAUUUGACAGGGCCGGACGUUGACAUCAAAGGCCCUAAACUGGAUGUUAAUGUUCCCGACGUUGACCUAGAGUGUCCAGAAGCAAAGGUUAAAGGCCCCAAGUUCAAGAUGCCCGAGAUGCACUUCAAGACACCAAAAAUCUCCAUGCCCGACAUAGAUCUGAACCUGAAGGGUCCGAAGGUGAAGGGAGACGUGGAUGUUUCUGCCCCCAAACUAGAGGGCGACUUGAAAGGCCCCGAGAUAGACAUCAAAGGUCCUAAACUGGACAUAGACGCUCCCGAUGUGGAUUUUGAGGUCCCAGAGGGGAAGGUGAAAGGCCCCAAAUUUAAGAUGCCCGAGAUGCAUUUUAAGGCUCCCAAGAUCUCCAUGCCCGACUUUGAUCUCAACCUGAAAGGCCCCAAAGGAAAGGGGGACGUGGAUGUCUCCAUUCCCAAGUUAGAAGGUGACCUCAAAGGGCCGGAGGUUACAGUAAAAGCUCCGAAAGUGGACAUAGAGGCGCCAGAUGUUGAGCUAGAAUGUCCAGAAGGCAAGGUAAAGGGUCCCAAAUUUAAGAUGCCCGAGAUGCACUUCAAGGCGCCCAAGAUCUCCAUGCCCGACAUUGACUUGAACCUGAAGGGCCCCAAAGUGAAGGGUGGUGUGGACGUGUCUGUCCCCAAGCUGGAGGGUGCCCUGAAGGGCCCCGAGGUGGACAUCAAAGGUCCCAAAGUCGACAUUGAGGCACCCGAUGUAGACAUUCACGGCCCAGAGGGAAAAUUCAAAAUGCCCAAGUUCAAGAUGCCCAAAUUCGGGAUGCCGGGGCUGAAAGGAGUAGGCCCAGAGGUGGACGUGAACCGGCCCACAGGAAACCUGGAUGUUUCUGGAGGUCCCAAAUUUAAGAUGCCCGAGAUGCACUUCAAGGCGCCCAAGAUCUCCAUGCCCGACAUUGACUUGAACCUGAAGGGCCCCAAAGUGAAGGGUGGUGUGGACGUGUCUGUCCCCAAGCUGGAGGGUGCCCUGAAGGGCCCCGAGGUGGACAUCAAAGGUCCCAAAGUCGACAUUGAGGCACCCGAUGUAGACAUUCACGGCCCAGAGGGAAAAUUCAAAAGUCCCAAAUUUAAGAUGCCCGAGAUGCACUUCAAGGCGCCCAAGAUCUCCAUGCCCGACAUUGACUUGAACCUGAAGGGCCCCAAAGUGAAGGGUGGUGUGGACGUGUCUGUCCCCAAGCUGGAGGGUGCCCUGAAGGGCCCCGAGGUGGACAUCAAAGGUCCCAAAGUCGACAUUGAGGCACCCGAUGUAGACAUUCACGGCCCAGAGGGAAAACUGGAGGGUCCCAAAUUUAAGAUGCCCGAGAUGCACUUCAAGGCGCCCAAGAUCUCCAUGCCCGACAUUGACUUGAACCUGAAGGGCCCCAAAGUGAAGGGUGGUGUGGACGUGUCUGUCCCCAAGCUGGAGGGUGCCCUGAAGGGCCCCGAGGUGGACAUCAAAGGUCCCAAAGUCGACAUUGAGGCACCCGAUGUAGACAUUCACGGCCCAGAGGGAAAAUUCAAAAUGCCCAAGUUCAAGAUGCCCAAAUUCGGGAUGCCGGGGCUGAAAGGAGUAGGCCCAGAGGUGGACGUGAACCGGCCCACAGGAAACCUGGAUGUUUCUGGAGGUCCCAAAUUUAAGAUGCCCGAGAUGCACUUCAAGGCGCCCAAGAUCUCCAUGCCCGACAUUGACUUGAACCUGAAGGGCCCCAAAGUGAAGGGUGGUGUGGACGUGUCUGUCCCCAAGCUGGAGGGUGCCCUGAAGGGCCCCGAGGUGGACAUCAAAGGUCCCAAAGUCGACAUUGAGGCACCCGAUGUAGACAUUCACGGCCCAGAGGGAAAAUUCAAAAUGCCCAAGUUCAAGAUGCCCAAAUUCGGGAUGCCGGGGCUGAAAGGAGUAGGCCCAGAGGUGGACGUGAACCGGCCCACAGGAAACCUGGAUGUUUCUGGAGGUCCCAAAUUUAAGAUGCCCGAGAUGCACUUCAAGGCGCCCAAGAUCUCCAUGCCCGACAUUGACUUGAACCUGAAGGGCCCCAAAGUGAAGGGUGGUGUGGACGUGUCUGUCCCCAAGCUGGAGGGUGCCCUGAAGGGCCCCGAGGUGGACAUCAAAGGUCCCAAAGUCGACAUUGAGGCACCCGAUGUAGACAUUCACGGCCCAGAGGGAAAAUUCAAAAUGCCCAAGUUCAAGAUGCCCAAAUUCGGGAUGCCGGGGCUGAAAGGAGUAGGCCCAGAGGUGGACGUGAACCGGCCCACAGGAAACCUGGAUGUUUCUGGAGGUCCCAAAUUUAAGAUGCCCGAGAUGCACUUCAAGGCGCCCAAGAUCUCCAUGCCCGACAUUGACUUGAACCUGAAGGGCCCCAAAGUGAAGGGUGGUGUGGACGUGUCUGUCCCCAAGCUGGAGGGUGCCCUGAAGGGCCCCGAGGUGGACAUCAAAGGUCCCAAAGUCGACAUUGAGGCACCCGAUGUAGACAUUCACGGCCCAGAGGGAAAAUUCAAAAUGCCCAAGUUCAAGAUGCCCAAAUUCGGGAUGCCGGGGCUGAAAGGAGUAGGCCCAGAGGUGGACGUGAACCGGCCCACAGGAAACCUGGAUGUUAUCUCCAUGCCCGACAUUGACUUGAACCUGAAGGGCCCCAAAGUGAAGGGUGGUGUGGACGUGUCUGUCCCCAAGCUGGAGGGUGCCCUGAAGGGCCCCGAGGUGGACAUCAAAGGUCCCAAAGUCGACAUUGAGGCACCCGAUGUAGACAUUCACGGCCCAGAGGGAAAAUUCAAAAUGCCCAAGUUCAAGAUGCCCAAAUUCGGGAUGCCGGGGCUGAAAGGAGGUCCCAAAUUUAAGAUGCCCGAGAUGCACUUCAAGGCGCCCAAGAUCUCCAUGCCCGACAUUGACUUGAACCUGAAGGGCCCCAAAGUGAAGGGUGGUGUGGACGUGUCUGUCCCCAAGCUGGAGGGUGCCCUGAAGGGCCCCGAGGUGGACAUCAAAGGUCCCAAAGUCGACAUUGAGGCCCCUGAUGUGGACAUUCAUGGCCCAGAAGGUAAAAUAAAAAUACCCAAGUUCAAGAUGCCCAAGUUUGGGGUGCCGGGCUUCAAAGCGGAGGGCCCAGAGGUGGACGUGAACCUGCCCACAGGAAACCUGGAUGUUUCUGGUCCCAAGGUGGAUAUUGAAGGUCCGGAGGUGGACAUUGAAUGUCCUGAAGGGAAGGUGAAGGGCCCCAAGUUCAAGAUGCCCGAGAUGCACAUCAAGGCGCCCAAGAUCUCCAUGCCUGAUGUUGACUUCAAUUUGAAGGGCCCCAAGGUAAAGGGCGGCGUGGACGUGUCUGUCCCUAAGCUGGAGGGUGACCUGAAGGGUCCUGAUGUGCAUAUCCAAGGCCCCAAAGUCGAUAUUGAGGCACCUGAUGUGGACAUUCAUGGCCCAGAAGGCAAAAUUAAAGGCCCCAAAUUUAAGAAGCCUGAGAUUCAGUUCAAUGUUCCCAAAAUCUCCAUGCCAGAUAUUGACUUAAAUUUGAAAGGGCCUAAAGUGAAAGCUGACAUUGAUCCUUCUCUUCCCAAAAUUGAGGGCGAGCUGAAAGGUCCUAAGCUAGAUAUCAAAGGGCCGGAACUUGAGGUUGAGGGACCGAAGCUUGAUCUUGAAGGAAAGACUAAGAAGUCCAGGUUUAAACUUCCAAAAUUUGGCUUUUCUAGUCCUAAAGUGCAAAGCCCGGAUGUGGACGUGAAACUUAAAAAACCCGACGUUGAAAUGUCCGGUCCGAAAGUUGAUGUUCACGCUCCAGAUGUGGAUGUACAGGCAAAAUCGAAAGGGUCAAAAUUUAAAAUGCCUUUCUUGAGUAUUUCGUCGCCCAAAGUUUCGAUGCCGGAUGUGGAGCUCAAUCUGAAAGGGCAUAAACUCAAAGGCGAGUUAGAUGUUCCCAGCCCCAAGGUGGAAGGGGAACUGAAAGGUCCUGAGGUGGACAUCAAGGGUCCCAAAGUCAACAUUGAGGCACCCGACGUGGACAUUCACGGGCCGGAGGGUAAACUCAAAAUGCCCAAGUUCAAAAUGCCUAAAUUCGGUGUGUCUGGGUUGAAAGCCGAGGGGCCAGAGGUGGACAUCAGCAUUCCGAAAGGAGAGCUGGACGUUUCGGGUCCCAAGUUGGAUAUGGAAGGUGCUGGUUUGGAAAUUGAAGGGCCAGAGGGGAAGGUGAAGGGCCCCCACUUCAAGAUGCCAGAUAUGAACAUCAAGGCACCCAAAAUCUCGAUGCCCGACAUUGACCUGAACCUGAAAGGUCCCAAAGCAAAGGCAGAUGUGGACGUCUCUCUUCCCCAGGUGGAUCUGAAGGGCUCAGAUUUGCAAGUGAAAGGACCGAAAGUGGAUGUCGAGGGUCCUGACCUUGACAUUGAAGGUCCCAAAGGAAAACUGAAGGGCCCCAAGUUUAAAAUGCCAGAAAUGAAUAUCAAAGCUCCCAACAUCUCCAUGCCGGACUUUGAUUUGAAUUUAAAAGGUCCCAAGUCAAAAGGAGGUGUGGAUAUCGAUCUUUCGGGGCCAAAACUGGAAGGGGACUUGAGCAUGCCCGAUGUCAAUAUCAAAGGACCGAAGGUUGACAUCGAUGCACCUGAGCUGGACAUUGAAGGGCCGGAAGGAAAACUGAAAGGUCCCAAGUUUAAAAUGCCGGAGAUGCACAUAAAAGCUCCCAAAAUUUCCAUGCCUGAGGCCAGCUUCAACCUCAAAGGUCCCAAGCUGAAAGGAGACAUAGAUGUUUCUGCUCCGAAGCUAGAAGGGGAUUUGAAGGCUCCUGACAUCAAUAUUGGAGGUCCCAAAGUCGACAUCGAUGUGCCAGAUGUGGACAUUCACGGCCCAGAGGGUAAACUCAAAAUGCCCAAGUUCAAGAUGCCCAAAUUCGGGAUGCCUGGCUUCAAAGCAGAAGGCCCAGAGGUGGACGUCAACCUGCCCACAGGAAACCUGGAUGUUUCUGGUCCCAAGGUGGACAUUGAAGGUCCGGAGGUGGACAUUGAAGGGCCAGAGGGGAAGUUGAAGGGCCCCAAGUUCAAGAUGCCGGACAUGCACGUCAAGGCGCCCAAGAUCUCCAUGCCUGACAUUGACUUGAACCUGAAGGGCCCCAAAGUGAAGGGGGAUGUGGAUGUGUCUGUUCCCAAGUUGGAAGGUGACCUGAAAGGUCCCGAAGUGGAUAUAAAAGGACCCAAAGUCGACAUAGAUGUUCCUGAUGUGGAGAUUGAAGGACCAGAAGGAAAACUGAAAGGCCCCAAGUUGAAGAUGCCGGAGAUGCAUUUUAAGGCUCCUAAAAUUUCUAUGCCGGACUUUGAUUUGAACCUGAAAGGCCCGAAAGUGAAGGGGGAUGUGGAUGUGUCUAUGCCGUGCGUGGAAGGUGACCUGAAAGGUCCGAAAGUUGAUGUGAAAGGUCCCGAGUUGGAUAUUAGUGCCCCAGAUGUUCAAAUCGAGGGCCCAGAAGGAAAGGUAAAGGGUCCCAAAUUUAAGAUGCCCGACAUGCAUUUCAAAGCCCCCAAGAUCUCCAUGCCCGACUUUGAUCUCAACCUCAAAGGCCCCAAAGGGAAGGGGGAUGUGGAGGUUGCCCUUCCAAAAAUUGAGGGCGAUUUGACAGGGCCGGACAUUGACAUCAAAGGCCCUAAACUGGACGUAGACCUUCCCGAUGUUGAGCUGGAAGGUCCUGAAGGGAAGGUGAAGGGCCCCAAGUUCAAGAUGCCCGAGAUGCACAUCAAGGCGCCCAAGAUCUCCAUGCCUGACAUUGACUUGAACCUGAAGGGCCCCAAAGUGAAGGGGGAUGUGGAUGUUUCUCUUCCCAAGCUGGAGGGUGACCUGAAGGGCCCCGAAAUUGAUAUCAAAGGCCCCAAGGUCGAUGUUGACCUUCCUGACGUUGAGCUGGAAGGGCCAGAGGGGAAGCUGAAGGGCCCCAAGUUCAAGAUGCCGGACAUGCACAUCAAGGCCCCCAAGUUCUCCAUGCCCGACGUCGACUUCAAUCUGAAGGGCCCCAAAGUGAAGGGGGAUGUGGAUGUGUCUGUCCCCAAGCUGGAGGGUGACCUGAAGGGCCCCGAGGUGGACAUCAAAGGUCCCAAAGUCGACAUUGAGGCACCCGAUGUGGACAUUCACGGCCCAGAAGGAAAACUCAAAAUGCCCAAGUUCAAGAUGCCCAAAUUCGGGAUGCCUGGCUUCAAAGCAGAAGGCCCAGAGGUGGACGUCAACCUGCCCACAGGAAACCUGGAUGUUUCUGGCCCCAAGGUCGAUGUUGACCUUCCUGACGUUGAGCUGGAAGGGCCAGAGGGGAAGCUGAAGGGCCCCAAGUUCAAGAUGCCGGACAUGCACAUCAAGGCCCCCAAGUUCUCCAUGCCCGACGUCGACUUCAAUCUGAAGGGCCCCAAAGUGAAGGGGGAUGUGGACGUGUCUGUCCCCAAGCUGGAGGGUGACCUGAAGGGCCCCGAUGUGGACAUCAAAGGUCCCAAAGUCGACAUUGAGGCACCCGAUGUGGACAUUCACGGCCCAGAGGGAAAAUUCAAAAUGCCCAAGUUCAAGAUGCCCAAAUUCGGGAUGCCUGGCUUCAAAGCAGAAGGCCCAGAGGUGGACGUCAACCUGCCCACAGGAAACCUGGAUGUUUCUGGUCCCAAGGUGGACAUUGAAGGUCCAGAGGUGGACAUUGAAGGUCCUGAAGGGAAGGUGAAGGGCCCCAAGUUCAAGAUGCCCGACAUGCACAUCAAGGCGCCCAAGAUCUCCAUGCCCGACAUUGACUUGAACCUGAAGGGUCCCAAAGUGAAGGGAGAUGUGGAGGUUUCCGCACCUGAUCUGGAAGGCCCUAAGGUCGAGAUUGAGGCCCCCGACAUGGACAUCAAAGGCCCAGAAGGGAAGCUUAAGGGUCCCAAGUUCAAAAUGCCGGACAUGCACAUCAAGGCUCCAAAAAUCUCCACGCCUGACUUUGAUCUGAACCUGAAAGGUCCCAAAGUAAAAGGAGAUGUGGACAUGUCAUUGUCAGGACCAGAAUGUGAACUGAAAGGUCCGGAGGUCAAUAUUGAGGCUCCUGAUCUGCACGUGGAUGGAAAAGUGAAAGGUCCCAAAUUUACAAUGCCUGAAAUGCACCUUAAGGCUCCCAAAGUCUCCAUCCCCGACGUUGACUUCAACAUCAAGGGGCCGGCACUGAAAGGAGACAUAGAUGUUUCUGGACCCAGGCUUGAAGGUGAUUUGAAAGCCCCCCAAAUUGAUGUGAAAGCUCCCAAAAUAGACAUUGACACUCCCGAUGUGACCAUCGAAGGGCCGGAAGGGAAACUCAAAGGCCCCAAGUUCAAGAUGCCGGACAUGCACAUCAAGGCGCCCAAGUUCUCCAUGCCCGACGUUGACUUUAAUCUGAAGGGCCCCAAGCUGAAGGGAGACGUGGAUGUCUCGGCACCCAAGUUGGAAGGGGAUUUGCAGUGUCCGGAUGUUGACAUCAAAGGCCCCAAGUUGGACCUUCAGGCACCCGACGUGAACAUCGAAGGGCCGGAUGGCAAACUGAAAGGGCCCAAGCUCAAGAUGCCAGAAAUGCAUGUCAAGACCCCCCAGAUCUCCAUGCCGGACAUCGAUCUGAACCUCAAGGGACUGAGGGUGAAAGGCGACGCUGACCUUCAGGGCCCGAAGCUCGAGGGAGGUCUGAAGGGUCCUGAAGUUGAUAUUAAAGGCCCCAAAGUCGAUAUCCAGGGCCCAGAGGUUGACGUUGAGGGUCUGGAGGGAAAAGUGAAGAUGCCUAAAAUGAAGAUCCCCAAGUUUGGCUUUAAAGGGGAAGGUCCUGAAGUGGACGUGAACCUGCCAAAGGCAGAGGUUGACCUUUCAGGCCCCACAGUGGAUAUCAGCGUCCCAGAUGUGAGCAUCGAAGGUCCAGAGGGAAAAGUGAAAGGUCCUAAACUGAAGAUGCCGGAAAUGCACGUGAACGUUCCUAAAAUCUCAAUGCCUGAGAUAGACUUAAGUUUGAAAGGCCACAAAACGAAGGGAGGCUUUGACCUUUCAACCCCGAAGAUGGAAGGUAACCUGAAAGGUCCUGAAAUUGAUAUCAAAGGCCCAGAAUUUGGAGUCAAAGGCCCGGAAGUUGACGUUGAAUGUCCUGACCUGAACAUUGAAGGGCCGGAGGCAAAUGUCAAACUUUCCAAGUUUAAGAAGCCGAAGUUUGGGUUUGGGAUGAAAAGCCCGAAGGCAGAAAUCAAAGUCCCGGGGGCAGAAGUGGAUUUACCUGAGGCAGAGCUGAACGUGGAGUCGCCCGACAUCAACGUGGCUGGAAAGGGUAAGAAGAGUAAGUUCAAGAUGCCAAAGCUUCAUGUGAGCGGCCCGAAAGUUAAAGGCAAGAAAGGCGGGUUUGAUGUGAAUGUGGCUGGUGGAGAGCUCGAUGCGAAUUUGAAAUCUCCGGACCUGGAUAUGAACAUGGCUGGGCCGGAUGUGACGAUAAAAGGUGACGCUACAGUGAAGUCCCCCAAAGGGAAGAAACCCAUGUUUGGGAAAAUCUCCUUCCCAGAUGUUGAAUUUGAUCUUAAAUCACACCGAUUCAGGGGGGAUGCUUCUGUGGCCGUCCCAAAAAUCGAGGGGGAACUGAAAGCGCCCGAUCUAGAAGUCGCUGUGCCAACUGUCAAAGGCGACGUCAAAAGCCCGAGUCUCAAUGUGGACGUCGAAGCUUCUGAGGUGAACCUGAAGAAACCGAAGUUCAAACUUCCCAGUGGGCAGGUGGGCGUAGGGGACUUGAAGAUUGAGGGCGACCUGAAAGGACCCGCCGUUGACAUCACCGUUCCCUCCAUCCCAACACCAGACGUCGACUUAAAUGUGAAAGGACCAAAAGUAAAAGGGGAAAUCGGCCUUCCCGGAGCAGAACUGGAAGGUCCCGAUGGAAAGCUGAACCCGCCCAAGGUGGGGAAAAUGGGUCUCGGUCUGGAAAUGCCGGAUGCAAACUUGGAUAUCUCGGCCCCAGCGGUGGAAGGAAGCGUGAGCCUCCCUUCGGCUGAUGUGAACCUCCGAGGGGUUGAUGUAAAGCUCAAAGGGCCCCAAAUCUCGGGACCCGAUUUUGAUGGAAACCUGAAAGGACCAAAAAUAAAGGGAAAUCUGGAUGUUUCAAGCUCUGUUGAAGGGCCAAAUGUCAGCCUGGACGCGCCAGGCGUUGACAUUGGAGGCUUGGGAGGAAAGCUGAAGCUGCCGAAGUUUAAAUCCCCCGGUAUGGAGGGCCCUGAUCUGAGCGUGAGAGGAGGUGUCGACUGCUCGGUCCCGCAAGUGGAGGUGGAUGCGAAAGCCCCAGGUGCGAAUCUCAACCUCGGCCUCCCAGACAUCGGUAUCAAAGGGCCCUCGUUGAAAGGAGAUCUCGACCUUUCUGCCAGCGUCAAAGCCCCCCAAGCAUCAGUGGAGGCGCCUGAUGUCGGCUUUGAAAUUCUGGGUGGCACCAUCAAGCUCCCGUCCCUCAAACUCCCUCAGUUUGGUAUUUCCAGUCCUGGUGUGGAUGGCGUUGAAGCGGGUGUCAAUCUUGAAGGCCCUCAAGUGAAAGGAGGCCUGAAGGGCUCAGGGGCUGGUGGCGGGUUGGAAGGACCCGAUGUAGAAUUGAAAGGGCCGAAAUUCCAAAUGCAGCCACCCGGUGUGUCCUUGCCGGAUGUUGACCUGAAGCUGAAAGGACCAAACCUAGGGGGUGACGUGGAUGUUGCCGGUGACAUCAAAGGCCCAAAAGUCAGCGUGGAAGGGCCUCGUGUCGACCUCAAGGCGCCUGGAGCGGGUGUCCACCUUGACGCUCCUGCCUUGGAUGCGUCUGCACUGAAAGUGUCCGGGUCGGGUUUUAACGUCAAUGUAAAAGGGCCGAAGAUCAAAGGUGGCGCCACCAUCUCUGGAGAGGCGGCAGCACCGGCUGUGAGUGUCGGCGGAGGAGCUCUUCACGUUACCGGCCCCAAGGUGGGAAUCGGAGGUCCCGGCGUCACCGUGAGCGUCCCGCAAGGUAGCUCGGAAAGCAGCCUGGGAAAAGUAUCAUUCCCCAAGCUGCGAAUGCCGAAAUUCGUGUUUUCGGACCCCGAAGUGAAGGGCAGAGAGAUGGGGGUUGACGUCGAGUUCGCCGGGGUGGACGCCAACCUCCAGGCUGGCACCGCAGAGCUGGAGUUGGAGGACGCGGAUGUGCGGCUGAAGAAAUCCAAAAUCAAAAUGCCCAAGUUCAAUUUUUCUAAGGCAAAGGGGAAGAGCUCCCCGGAGGUUUCUGGGUCGGUUUCGGGAUCGAAAGGUGACCUGAAGAGCUCCAAAGUCAGCUUGGGGUCGGCAGAAGGCGAGCUGGACGGGGCAGAAGGGCCGUCGGCGAAAGGGAAGUUCUCCCUCUUCAAAAGCAGGAAGACGCGUCACCGGUCGUCGUCCUUCAGCGACGAGCGCUCGUCCCACUCCACCCCCACGGGAACGCUGGAGCUGGACAUCGCCUCGGGUGCCGACAAGGGGAAACAGGGCAAAAUGAAAUUCGGGACGUUUGGGGGAAUCGGCUCUAAAACCAAAGGUUCUUACGAGGUGACGGGAAGCGACGAGGAGACGGGGAAGGCGCAGGGCAGCGGGGUCUCGCUGGCCUCCAAGAAAUCGCGUCUCUCCUCCUCCUCCAGCAACGACAGCGGGACGAAGGGCGGCUUCCGCAUGCCCGGGGUGGAGCUGACGGUGGCCAAGAAGAAAGAGUAG